Lactuca sativa (garden lettuce) is the source of this 1428-nucleotide messenger RNA. Its product is annotated as dehydration-responsive element-binding protein 1D. Gene Ontology annotation, biological process: regulation of DNA-templated transcription. Gene Ontology annotation, molecular function: DNA binding; DNA-binding transcription factor activity. The record is from RefSeq and is a predicted model, not a curated record. NCBI's taxonomy places the organism in Eukaryota, Viridiplantae, Streptophyta, Magnoliopsida, Asterales, Asteraceae.
UACAAACAAUCACUCUCUCAAACUAAAAUUCACUCGUAAUAACUUCCCAAACGACAAUUAAUGGCUACUUUUAUCCGAUUCCAUACCCCAUACUCGACAAUGUCAACUGAAUCUAGUUCAACUUCCGAUUGUAGCACCACCGCAAGUUUUUCCGACGAGGAGCUCCUCUUAGCUUCAAGAAACCCCAAGAAGCGAGCCGGGAGGAAGAAGUUCAAGGAAACACGCCACCCUAUUUACCGGGGUGUGCGGCGGAGGAAUUCCGGCAAGUGGGUAUGUGAGAUCAGAGAGCCGAAUAAGAAAACGAGGGUGUGGCUGGGGACGUAUCCCACAGCUGACAUGGCAGCCAGAGCUCAUGAUGUGGCGGCUUUGGCUAUGAAGGGGCGAUCAGCGUGUUUGAAUUUUGCUGACUCGUUGUGGCGGCUGCCGGUCCCGGAAUCUAGUAAUGUGAAGGACAUUCAGAAAGCGGCGGUGGAGGCCGCUGAGGCUUUCCGGCCGGCGGUUGAGGUGGAAGAGUGCAAGGAGUUGGCGGCGGUAAAUGGGUUGUAUAUGGACGAGGAGGCGAUUUUUGGGAUGCCGGGGUUUCUUGCCAACAUGGCGGAAGGACUGAUGGUACCACCACCUAUGACCGUUGGAUACGACAACUGUGAGGAUGACGUGGAAUUUAGUUUUGACGCGUCAUUGUGGAGUUUCUAGAAGUUUAGCCAGAUUGAUGGAUACGCAAAUGUGCCAUUGAAACUUUGAAAGACUCUUAGAGUGAAUAAAACAGACUAUUAUAAUCAAAUAUUAGUUAAAAAGUACUAUAAUGCAUAUGUUUUUAAAAAGGGAUCAUCACGUCUUUUCAUAACCAGGGGGGACAUAAUAUAAAGCCAGGAGGAGUAUAGGCUAUCUUUCAAAAAUUUCCAUCAGUUUUAAAUUUAAAUACAUCUUUUGAUAAUUAGGGGUUAAGUAGUCACCUCAACACCAUAUAUCCCUCACAUAAAAUUAAAAGGGAAUGAGAAAGAGGGAAAAAAAUGGUGUGAUAAUAUGUUAACGUCGCUACCAAUACAUUAUACACACAGACAUCAAAAGGUUUAUAACCUACCUAUUCGAAAAGACAUCAAGUUCUAUUUUAGGCAGCGAAUAACUGAAUAUAUGUUGAGGUAUGUUCGAAAUCAGAUCUAUCAUCGAGCCCAAAGAUGGUGUGUUAGUAUAUAUGCCAAUAAUUGCAUUUAAGUUGACAUAAACCCCUAAAAAAUCGUUCAUGUAUCGUUUUAAGGAUAUUACUUAACCAAACAAGUCAAAUUGAUGUGAUUCGGUUAUUACUUUUACAUGGUUCUACCACUUAAAUACAAGAAUUGAUCCACCCAUAUGUAAAUAGCCUUAUACCCCAAAAGUCCAAAACCAUAUACAUGUUGAUUAAAAAAAAAAAAAACAAAACCAACAAAAAAA